AUGGCUACUUCCAAAACCCAGACCGCCGCCUCGCUCACGGAUGAAAAGGAGCCAAAUACCACAGUGGUCGAGUCCACGAGGCUUCUGGCUAAUGACCAAACACCUUGGUACCAGAAACCUAACCUUAGGAAGCUCUACCUCCUUCUGGUCCCUGCUGCCAUAGGAGUAGAGAUGACUUCGGGCUUCGAUGCCAGCGUCUUAAAUGGACUCCAGGCUGUGGAAAAGUGGAAUGAACGAUUUGGUAACCCAGAUGGUGCCAUCUUGGGCGUCAUCACCUCAAGCAUGACUUUCGGAUCCAUGUUUGGCAUCCCUCUUGUCCCUUACUUCAACGAUCGCUGGGGCAGGAAGCCAGGAAUUGUACUAGGCUCAGUGAUCGUCAUCCUUGGUGUUGCCAUCCAAACUGCCGCCAUCAACAUGGCCAUGUUGAUUGCGUCAAGAGUCAUUAUGGGGUUUGGUCUUCCUUUUGCCACUGCCGGGGCCGCCGCUCUUCUCUCGGAGCUUUGCCAUCCGAAAGAGCGUGCUUCCAUCAGCGGCAUCUUCCACGAGAGCUGGUAUGCCGGUGCAAUUCUUGCUGCAGGUAUCACGCUAGGUACUUUUGAUUGGGGGACUAGCUGGAGCUGGCGCCUCCCGACCCUAUUCCAGGUGCUUCCCUCACUGCUACAGCUGUCUUUCAUCUGGUUUAUCCCCGAGUCUCCUCGUUUUCUGAUCGCCAACGACCGCACUGAGGAAGCCCUAGCUAUCCUGGUCAAGUAUCACGCUGAAGGGGACGAGAACUCACCUUUCGUGUCGGCUGAAUACGAGGAAAUUACCGAGACGCUUAAGAAAGAGAGAGAAAGCAGCUCCCGACCUUGGAAGGAGCUUGUUUCCACUUCAGCAAACGUGAGACGUGUGCUUAUUGCCAUUGGGGUUGGCCUCUUUGCUCAGUGGUCUGGAAAUGGACUCGUCUCUUUCUAUCUAUCCAAGGUCCUAAAAACCAUCGGCAUUACCUCCCACCUCCAGCAGAACCAGAUCAACCUUGGCCUCAUGUGCUGGAACUUGGUCACCGGUGUUGCUGGGAGCUAUGUCCAAAAGUUUGCACGCCGACGCGUACAGUGGUUGGUCUCGUACGGCGGCAUGACUCUUGUAUAUGCUUGCUGGACAGCUUCGUCAGCCGUCUACUCCAACGACACUAGCAACGAACACGCUAGUCGGGCCGUUGUAGCGCUCAUCUUCGUUUACUACGGGUUUUACAACAUCAUGAUGCCGUUGGCAUACAUCUAUAUCACCGAGGUGUUCCCGUAUCUGCAGCGCAGCAAAGGUAUGGCUAUUAUGCUGUGGCUCAACCGUGUUGGCGGCGGUUUCAAUGGAUUCGUCAACCCUAUCGCCUUGCGUGCCAUUCAAUGGCGGAUGUACAUCGUUUACACGUGUUGGCUCGCGGUAGAGACCACCAUUAUCUACUUCCUAUACCCCGAAACUCAGGGAUUGUCACUGGAGCAAGCUGGCGGGGUUGUCGACGGAACAAAGUUAGAUGAGGUCGAAAAUGAGAAGGGAUAUUCUGACUCUAAACGGGCCGAGUAG
Fusarium vanettenii 77-13-4 is the source of this 1557-nucleotide messenger RNA. RefSeq lists its product as uncharacterized. The coding region runs from base 1 to 1557 and encodes 518 amino acids. The transcript is spliced from 4 exons. Gene Ontology annotation, biological process: carbohydrate transport; transmembrane transport. The record is from RefSeq and is a predicted model, not a curated record. Gene Ontology annotation, molecular function: carbohydrate:proton symporter activity. Gene Ontology annotation, cellular component: membrane. Lineage: Eukaryota; Fungi; Ascomycota; Sordariomycetes; Hypocreales; Nectriaceae.